Aspergillus pseudonomiae is the source of this 2397-nucleotide messenger RNA. RefSeq lists its product as uncharacterized. Lineage: Eukaryota; Fungi; Ascomycota; Eurotiomycetes; Eurotiales; Aspergillaceae. The transcript has 3 exons. The record is from RefSeq and is a predicted model, not a curated record. Bases 1 to 2397 code for a protein of 798 amino acids.
AUGGCGGAACUAACGGUGGGUUAUGUAUCUGGUAUCAUUGCUGCGGCUGUAUUCCUGGUGCGCCUAUUCGUUCCUACUGUGAUAAGUUUGAUAGUCAUUGGACAUCUGCCGGAGGAAAAUUCGAUCGUGUCAUGGUCUGUUGUCAGCCGGCUGAUUCAUUCGUCAUACUGGCCAACAAUACUAGAUUCUGAUACUGCUGCUAGUACAGGGGUCAGCAGAGCGAUCAAAGCUUGUACAUGGCUACAGCUCGGUGCCCUUGGACUUGUUGCAGUGGCUGGAAUUGUAACUCCUUUAGGUCUAUACGAUGUUAUUGGCCCUGAUGAUGCCCCGACUAAUAUCCCAUUCCACUAUGUCUCUGAUACAUCUGCCUUUGGAAGAGCCACCCGCUCGAGAGAUGGGUACAGAUCACUUAGGAUCUGUUACGCGGAUGACGACCCGAAUACCCCGGAGGGAUGUCCUGGCGCACCCCCAAAUAUCAAUGACAUUGAAGACCCCGCUGAGGCAUACUCAAUAUGGCCGAGUAGUGUUGAUUUAUUCACGAGCGGAGAUGUACCGCCGACUGUUUCUAGCAUAUUUGACCUCCAGUGGCGGUCAUUUCGGUCAACGACCAGCUUUGGCGUGAAUUUCAUUUCGAGUGAAUACUCUGAAGGGUAUUACCGGCAAAUCUCGCAGUUAAUUAUGGAGGAAGGAAUCCUAGCGGUUGAGGGAUUGAUCAUUGAUACUAAGGCUGGACGUAUAGGUUUCCGGAACCAUACUAUCCCCGUGGAUGUGCGUACCGGUGCGAGGUGGACAGAAGACAUACUGUUCAUCGAGCCCGAAGCACGAUGUGUGAACACUAACCUGACCAUCGACUAUACUUACAACCCCUCCAGUGAGACAACUACGAUUGAGGAGACACGGGACCCAGUCCUGGUUGACCACGGCGGAUUCAGUAGCCUGCCCCAUACAGUGAAUGAGAUAGACGCAGGCGAUUUCCAGAAUAAUGUAGCAUUGUAUGACCGUGCGUACAAUGCUGCCUGGAGACACAAUAUGCUCGUGAUGCAGUUCUUCAAUGUAACCACCAACGGAUCAGAUGGACUGGAACCCUUCGCCUAUAUAAAUUCUGAUAUCGGAAAGAAGUUCGAUUUGCGAGGCGUAUCUGGCAGCUAUAUUACUCCUCUGGCUGUUCAGACAGACAACAGGUAUGCCGGGUUCCUUGAGCUCCCGUUUCCGAACAAUUCAGGGGCAGUAACGUCCCUCAGGGAUACCCCCGAGGGCCCUAACCCCGUCAAUCUGACUGCACUCGAUACUUUCGCAGUUGCCACGGAAGCUUGCCACUAUCCUUCGAUCCAGGAUCUGUCCAACCUAUCGUUCGUUGGUGUGUCCUGUGGCACUGUUUUCGCAGCCCCCGCGAGGACUGACGGGGACCCGCUCAUCCCCGACACAAACAGCACUUGGAGUACUCCGAUCUACUCCUGUGCUGCCGCAGCCAAAGCAGCCAUACGCACGGUCACAUUCAGCUUCAAUGGGACAGGAGAGCUGGACAAGCUUACAGUUGAGAAAAUAGAGCAGAAGCGCUACACGGGCUCAUCCAAACCUCCACUCUGGGGUGUCGAGCGAUUAACCAAUCACACGAUAAGGAACGCACGACCUCUAUGGGGCAUUGUCUCGCCUGAUGUAGCCACUCGUGACGAUAUCUCAUCUGUCCAAAGGGACCAUCUUUGGCUUCCUGGCUACCAAGAUACGUUCAUAUCGGACCUCCAGACCGGACAGUCAGACAUGCCCGGGAACCGAUUUUAUAUGGAUAGGCUGCUAUCUCUUUUCGACGUCAAAGAUCUGCAGAAGGCAACUUCUCGAUAUACUGGGCUUAACGACCUGGCUCUAUAUAAUAAAUGGUUUGAGCUGUCCAAGUCAGCAGCUGGUGUUGAGCAGAUGCUGAAACUUAUGUGGACUGACAUGGCUGCCAAUACUGUGGUUGGCACACGCGGCUGGCAUAGCGCCCCCUCGGCAAGGAAUGGAGAGACACUAUCCAAGCGAGAUGGCGGCGAUGUAAAUGUACCGGUCCUACUGUGGUCACAAACCAUCAAAUAUAGACUUCCCUACGCGAUCCCUGCAUUUAUACUACUUGCCCUCUGCCUGGCAUUGGCAGCGUGGAGCAUUUGGCUACUUAUUCUGAGACGCAUCGGCCUGAAGCAAAUGCGAACGUACCUUGCUCGUACCUCGCCGGGUAGGAUACUCGGACAUGCGCUGCAUCCAGAUCAAGGGAAUAUUCUUGCUUCGACAGAGGUCUGGCUUAAGCAGAUAGGCUUACGAACAGCCACUCUUCCCGGGCAGAAGGAAGACAGCGAAUUGCCAUUGUUAGAUAUCCAACAGACACGAACACAUGAAGAGGGUGAAUCAGAUCAAAACACCAAGUAG